Molecule: messenger RNA, 2750 nt
Organism: Diorhabda sublineata
Lineage: Eukaryota; Metazoa; Arthropoda; Insecta; Coleoptera; Chrysomelidae
Exons: 3
Coding region: 1334-2287 (317 amino acids)
Source: RefSeq, a predicted model, not a curated record
CGAAGCUUCUACUGAAAAUUUAAGUGAGAUCGACGAUGGUGAAACGACAAUUUCCAAAAUCCGGACGAAUUUUUUGAGUAUUAGCAUGUUAGUAUAAUCAGCAUAUCCUUUAAUCUGUAAAGUUAAUUAACAGCAUAUAUGUAAUACUUAAGUGUUAUACUAAAAGUGGUUGGGUUAUCUUCAGUACACAGUCUAAAAAAAGAAUAACGUAUCUCUAACCUAUAAAAACUUGUGUAUAGAACAUUCAUAAUGAUUGAAAGGAUUAAAUAAAAAAACUUCAAGUACAAGGGGUAAUUUUUAUAUUAUACAUUUAUGUGGUGACAAAGCAAUCAGUUAUUAUUCUUAUCAAAUCAUUUUAUUUAAUUAUAUAGCGAAUUGUAUGAAUGCAAUGUGGAUGUUUAAUAAUGUUUAAAUAUUGGGAUUUAUAUAAAUUUUAUUAUUAUUACUUAACCAAUAAUAUUCGGAGUAAUAAUUCAUAAAAUAAUAAUCUACGGACAUUAUUGACAAUAUUUCAUAUUUUUGUUAAUACUUAUUACCAUUAUUUCCAUCAACUAAGUUCAGCAUUCUAUAGGAAAAUUAGGUUGUCGGAUUAUAAGUGAUGAAAUGUUCAAAUUUAUUGCAAGUGACAAAGGCAUGAACAAAGUGUGACUUAAUAGUUCUUCAUAAAUAUGACCGAUUUAAACAUGAAUAAACAACUGAGGCAAGUGACACCCACUUUACUAUUCAGUUAUGGACGAUUUUACAGAUUAAAUAAAUUUACUUAAUCUGCUUUGUUACUGAAUUAGAAAAAUAUAAAUUUCAAACUCACAUUCCUGGAAUAUGAAGAAAAAAUAAAUAUAAAAAUUAUUAUCUAAUCUAGUAUUCAUUAUCAGCUUUCUUGCCAAGAUUAUGUGACUAUUUUUAUAUGAUGAACCUUUAAUGACUUUUGGAAAAUAUAAAUAUAUUAAUAUAGUAUGUUGCGCAACUAACAGUACAAUACAUUUUACUUGUAAAACCUAAAACCUUAGAACAAUCACAGGAAGCUUUGCAUUUUGCACUAGUGUAAUUUCCUGUUGUAAGAUAAAUCUAUAAAAAGACCUUGAUAAUUGAUUUCUCUUUGGUUCGUCAAAAAUGUCCAAAACUUUCAUAUUCACUAUUUAAGCUGAUACAAAACUGAUAUUAUAACUAAUUAUUUGAAUGAAUAAUAAUUCUUUAUAUUAAUAUCAAAUUUUCGAUUCAAACUUCCCGCUAAAACGCUUAUCACCAAUAUGGCGGUGUACUGACGUUAGUACAUAGUAAAGUUUGUAAAUGGUUGUCAGUAUUAUUUAGUGUUAAUUUGAUUUUGUGUUAUAAAAUGUCUUUUAAAACUUAUAAGUGGUGUAUAGUGCCUCAGUGUUCUAAUACUUCCUCGAAAACACCUGGAAAACUAUUUAUUCAUGUACCUAGAGCAAUAAAGGAACGAAAACAGUGGAUAAAACGAGCUGGAAGAGAUCCAGAGUCCUUAUCGACUUCAACUUCAAUUUAUAUUUGUGAAGAUCAUUUUGAUUUGCCGAAUGACAUGGAAAACUAUAUAGAGUACCAUUUAAUGGGUUCAGUAUCCAGGAUAAAAAUGAAACCAGGGGCUUUGCCUAUAAAAUAUGAAUGUAAACCCGACAAAAGAAAGAGUACUAGUACUAGACCCAUUGCAACUAAAAGAAAAAAAUUGAAGCUUAUUAAGAGUAGUGAAAAAAAACUGCCUGAACCAAUAAUUGGAUAUGUGAUUGACUCACCAAGUACAAGUGAAGAAAUAAUAGAAAUGGAUCUUUUUGGUAUCAUUUCCAUUGAUCAUAAUGUAGAUGUAAAUGAUGAAAUUGAAAUAGUUGGACUUGAAUUUAAAGAGGAGCUGCCUGAGUUCAUAAAAAUUGAUAAGUUGAAAUAUAAACUAGAAAUAAUUGAACAUGGAUUGAAAAAAGAACUGAAAACCUGCGAGAAAAUUGGUGAUGUAAAAGAAAAGCUAAAGGGGUUCAAGGAACUUGAUAACACGAAAGAUAAAGUUAAAAAUGAUUUAAAAAAAGAGGUGAGUGAGCUCAUUGAAAUUAGUAAUGUGAAAAAACAAAUUGGAAUAGAUGAACAUGAAUUGAAAGAAGAGUUAAAAGAUUGUAAGGAAAUUGUUGAUGUAAAAUAUGACGUUGGAAUAGUUAAACAUGAAUUAGAAGAAGAGUUGAAUGAAAUCAUAGAAAUUAGCAAUGUGAAAGAAGAAAUUAAAAUAGAAGAACAUGAACUAAAGGAAGAAAUUGAUAAUGUGGAAGAUGAAAAUAAUUUAACAUGAAGUAGAGACGAAGAAAUUUAUAAUGUUACUACAAAUACAGAUGUGUUAUUCUAAUAUUGAUGACAGUCAGCAUUUUCAGAUGAAGAUCUUAACGUUACCAAGAAUUCAUACCACACUAACGAGAAGCCAUUCAAAUGUGAAAUGUGUUGAAAGUUUUUUCCACAAUAAAACACUCUACGUGUAUAUAUGCGAAUCCAUACAGGCAUAAACCAUUUGUUCAUAAUUUUUUGUUGAAAAAAGUGUUUUAAACAUACAUUCAUACAUCUACAUUGGAGAGAAAUCAUUUAAAUGUGAAACUAUUCGAAUGGAAAAGUUAUAAGAUAUAUUCUCAAAUACACACAGGAAACAAGCUAUUUAAAUAUGGAAUCAAUAAGAAAAACAUAUGGAAAUCCACACAGGAGAGAAGCCAUUUGAAUAUGAAAUUUGUUCAAAGAUUUUUCCGAAUAAAAGUACUUUAAAUACA